Messenger RNA from Vigna umbellata (rice bean), 2550 nucleotides. The record is from RefSeq and is a predicted model, not a curated record. Lineage: Eukaryota; Viridiplantae; Streptophyta; Magnoliopsida; Fabales; Fabaceae.
CGAGUUGUCUCUUUUCUAGCUAUAACCUUAAAUUUGGAUUUGUAUUUGUUUAAUUUGAUAUGCUAGAAUGCAUUAACAAUAGUGAUAAUAAUACAUAAAAUGGAAGUUUUAGUCUGUGAUGGUAUUAGCGCAAUAAAAGUCUGAAGUUUGAUAUUGCUGUUACUAUAGCUCUAACCAAAGUUUCAUUGCCAAUGCAAAAUUUAGUUUUUUGUUUAAUGUGGACAGGUUUAAUUUAUUGCUAGUGAUACAUUAGUUUUGGAUUUUCAUUUCAAGUUUUGCUCCGGAUGGAAGCCUUACAUAUUGUGAUUACUAUGGUGAAUAUUAAUUUCCUCGGACUUCUUGUGUUCUGAUAACAGGAAAAUGUCAAGACUGCCAUUGCUAAAAAAGGGGAUCCAGACCAGGCUUCCUUCAAACUUCUCACUUUGAACCGGUUAAUGUGGGAUCUUUUGAUUCAAUCUUAUGUGUGGGCUCAACGGUUGUACCCAUUACGCUCACUUGAUAGCUUAAGACUUGAAUCUGAUGUCUCUGAGAAAGUUAGUCAAGAUGGGGAUAUAGAAAUUACGUUUGACACACCUGUUCAAGUACAUGAACUACCAAUAAAGGAAAUUCCAAUUGGAGGACCUCUUCUGGACUGUAAUGAACAAGAUGAUCCAUCUAACACACAGGAUGUGAAAGUACCUGUUGUUGAUGAUUUGAUAUCAAGGAGAUCUUCUGACCAAAAGUUGAAAUUGAGUCUGGAUGUUUCCACUCAGUUACCAGAUCAUCUUGAAGUACGCAAGAAUUCUCCAGUUUCUACAGAUAUUCCAGCUAAUCAUCCAGUUGCAGAUUUGAAGCUAUUAAGUAAAAGUGCUUCCAAUUCACCAGUUUCCAACUUGCUGGAUUUAAAUGAUUGGUUCUGGAAACCAUUUACCGACAUUCGGCAGAUAGGCAUAAGGGAAUUCCAGAAAAGAUUAUUGCCAAAAUUUGAAUCUGUAAGCAGCUCCGUUGCUGAAUAUAUACCCACAGCCAAUCAAUUAAUCACCGAUGAAGGUACACGGUUGCAUAUCCCUCUCAAGACUGACAAUCAUGUUGUGUCUGACUUCGAGGGUGAACCCUCAAGUAUUAUUGCUUGUGCACUGGCCUUAUUGAAAGAUACAUAUGAGGUAUCAGAAAUUGAUGAUGAGGACGAUAGAAAUGAAACUGGUAUAACUUCAAAUUCAUCAGAAAGUUUGCAUAGCUUGACUAAUGGUACCUUAACUUCUUUACAAUCAUUUUCAAGGAGUUCUUCAGAUUCUGAGUCUGUACAUUCUGCAGCAAGCAGUUCAGAAGAGUCACGGGCCUCUCGUGCUACAGAAAACCAUAGCAUAGAGAUUGCUAUGGGUGGUGCAAAAUCACUUGGCAGGGAAAAAUAUUCAGUGAUAUGUCAUUAUUUCAAGCAGUUUCGUGAACUUAGAAACUGGUGUUGCCCAUCCGAGCUUGAUUUUAUUGCUUCAUUAAGCCGCUGUAGGAAUUGGGAUGCCAAAGGUGGAAAAAGCAAGUCCUAUUUUGCAAAAACACUUGAUGACAGAUUCAUCAUAAAGGAAAUAAAGAAGACAGAACUUGAUUCAUUUUUGGGGUUUUCUUCUUUGUAUUUCAAACACAUGAGAGAGUCAUUUGAGUCUGGAAGUCAAACUUGUCUUGCAAAAGUCUUGGGGAUCUAUCAGGUUACUAAAAGACAUGUCAAAAGUGGAAAAGAGGUUAAAUAUGACCUCAUGGUGAUGGAAAAUCUUACCUACAAUCGAAAUAUUACUCGCCAGUAUGAUCUUAAAGGUGCUCUUUUUGCCCGGUACAAUUCUGCUGCUGAUGGUGAUGGAGAUGUUCUUUUGGAUCAGAACUUUGUGAAUGACAUGAACUCUUCCCCAUUAUAUGUCAGUCAUAAAGCAAAGCGUGUUCUUCAACGCGCUGUUUGGAAUGACACUUCUUUUCUGAAUUCAAUCAAUGUGAUGGAUUACUCCUUGCUUGUUGGAGUAGAUUCUCAGAAGCGCGAGCUAGUCUGCGGGAUCAUUGAUUAUCUCAGGCAAUAUACAUGGGACAAGCAUCUUGAGACAUGGAUGAAGUCAUCACUUGUUGUGCCAAGAAAUGUGUUGCCAACUGUAAUCUCUCCUAAAGAAUACAAAAAGAGGUUCAGAAAGUUUAUGUCUACAUAUUUUUUUAGUAUUCCAGAUCACUGGUGUUCUCAGAAAUCUUCCAAUCCUUGCAAACUUUGUUGCUCAGGGGAAGAAGAUGAUGAUCAUCCUUCCCCAGAAAAGCCCUAGUACAAGAGUGACGAGUGCUUUCUCUGUCCAAAUCUAUUGAUUUCUUUCCAAAAUAUAUAUACAAAUUUGAGAAUUUAUGCAAGUAGUUAGCAAUGUAUAUAGACAAUCAAAUAUUGAUUGUAAACCUAGCCCUGCUAUUCUGCAUUUUUUAGCGAAUUUCUAGGGAUGCUGUCAUUUACAGGUCCAUCCUCUCCCUGUAAGAGAAAAGUAAAUUUUUGUAAAGCCUAUGGUAAAUGUAAAGGUUUAUUUAAUCAAUGAAGAGAGCUUGCCUUUGCAA